AUGUUGGUAGCUGCGCAGUCACUAAGAUUGGAAAUGCUGCUAGGCAUUUUGGUUAACUUCUUAGCACUAUGUCAAUAUGUGCUAAUAACAGCAAAUGAUGAAAAAUUGCGUGAUCCAGAAGGAUACGAAGCUAUAACACAAUUGCAUCAUCAAAUGGAUGACGACCAAUCCGGUUCCAUCGAUCGGUUCGAGUCAACGGAUUUUUUAAAAGAAGAUAUGCAGUUGGGAGGUUUGGAUCGGGCCAAGCGAGAACGUGCUUUUCAUCAUAACCAUGACGAGUUGAUAACAGUGGACGACUUAUGGGAAGCGUGGUUUGCAUGUGAGGAACGCUCUUGGACAACAACUGAUAUGGUGAAUUGGUUGGAAAAUACAGUUCGCCUUCCACAAUACGCAUCUGUUUUCAUUGGGAUGGAAAUUGAUGGUCGAGCUUUACCCAGAAUGGCUGUUGCUAAUUCGACCUAUUUAUUGACCGAUUUGGGCAUCAAAAAUUCGGUGCACAAGCAGAAGUUGCGUUUGAAAGCAUUAGAUGUCGUCCUUUUUGGUUUUAGUGACGGUAAUACAUCUCGGCUUAAAGAUAUUGCUUUAUCAAUCUUAGUGAUUGUAUUAGUUACGGUGCUUUUUGUUCUCAAAAUGCAGCGAACACGAUCGCAUAUGCAAAUGGAGCAACUGGCGGCGAAAUUAUCGCAGUUGAAAUCAAUGCAAAGCAAUUUUGAAGAUAUCCAGCAGAAAUUUGAAGAGGAACAAAAAAAACGACAAUCAAGUCGAGGUGCAGCAGAAAACGAACAAGUUGAAACGCUGAAAUCACAACUUAUGGAAGCUGAGCGUUUGCUAGAAAAUUCUGGUACGGCUCCUCUUGCUUUACAGCCGUUGUUAAGAAGGACCUGUGAACUGGAAGUAAGUUACAUUGGACAGCAACGAAUGGAAUGUAUUGCUGAAAUGAGAGAAGCCAUUGAACAUAUCGAUAAGCUUCGGAAAAAACAGUCAAGCCUUGUUUCCUCUAUCAAACUUGCUACAGGUGCUUCAUCGGGAACAGACCACAUCGAUUCGCGCAUUUUUGCUCUAAAAGCUCGAAUGGAAAAAAUCUCAUUGGCAAUGAGUGAGUGUCACCAGCGGUGGACUGAAAUUGAAUCGCUUUGUGGUUUCCCAUUGGUUCCUACGUCAGUUGCGGCUGAAAUAGUAUUUCCUUCUACAGUGGCUAGUAGUGUAUUACCGAGAAGCGGAUCCUCCAGUUCAUUUUAUCGUAAAUCGGAUUUAGUUGGUGCUACAGUGACGGCAAGCAUGGCUUCAUCCUCUACAUCUGGAAAUAGUCCACCUGUUAUAAUGGAGGAUAUUAGAGGUCGAACAUCACCACCAGUUUGUGUUUGUACUUACGAAAGUUUUGCAUCUGCGGGGGCUCGAUAUAUGGAUUCUUUAAAUUCGCAAAGAGAUAUUCACGAGAACGGGAAUGCUUCAAGACCUUUAAAAGUUGUAGCCGACAGCAAUAAACUACUUCAGCAUUCUUCGUCUUCCGGAUUUAGCAAAUGCUGUCAUAUCGGGCCCGUUGCCAAAAUACAGACAUCCCGAAAUCAAAGUAUCGGUCCUCUCAUGGAAACUGUUACUGAUGUUAUAUCCGAAACUCCAACAGUUAAUAAAGUGAUUGCCCCCACUGCUUCGCUGUCAACAACUGUCAAUCGUUUUUUACCGUUCAAGCAAGAUUUAAAGCUAUUAAAACGAAGUGUGUCAAAUGCAAUAUUCAGGCCUUCAUCGAGUACCAAAACAAAUGGAUUUGUAGUGGUUAAGGGAAAGAACAUGACUGAUAUAAGAAAGUCGAGAUUUGGGAAUUUCUUUCACAGAUCAUCAAAAAUUUAA
This is a messenger RNA of Brugia malayi, 1848 nucleotides long. RefSeq lists its product as uncharacterized. Gene Ontology annotation, biological process: activation of store-operated calcium channel activity; store-operated calcium entry; intracellular calcium ion homeostasis. Lineage: Eukaryota; Metazoa; Nematoda; Chromadorea; Rhabditida; Onchocercidae. The transcript is spliced from 12 exons. Gene Ontology annotation, cellular component: endoplasmic reticulum; plasma membrane. The record is from RefSeq and is a predicted model, not a curated record. Gene Ontology annotation, molecular function: calcium channel regulator activity; protein binding; calcium ion binding. Bases 1 to 1848 code for a protein of 615 amino acids.